AUGCCCUACCGCGAGCAGAGGCGCCCGGAUAUGUCCCCGUCCUUUGACGAGCGAGCACCACUCCUACAGUUUCCAAGCUCAAACGGGGGUCGACAAGACACGGAGCGAAAACCAGUUUCCAAAUCCUCAGGUCCUUACGGAGGAAGACAGGAAAUAGCAAUCGUUGACCUCCCAGACGCCUAUAACCAAUUCUGUCGGCUUAUAGGCAACCCUCCAUUCGACCACCCACCAGGCAAGAAGCACGUACCGCCCAAGGACAGUCUAUACAAUCGGGCUGUCAACCAUCGAAAAUACCAGGAAAGAAUGUACUACUUCAGCUCAACCUUAACCAACACCUUGCUCCUCUCGCAGAUAGUCCUCGGCGCCACGCUCACAGGUCUCGGUGCGAGCGAUCAGAGCCGUGUCCUAAUCACCAUCUUCGGCGCCUUGAACACUGUCAUUGCAGGUCUAGUCGCUUUCCUGAAGUCCCGGGGUCAGCCAAUGCGCGCGAGGAUGUUCCGUGAUGAUCUGGAUAGGGUGGUAGAUGAGAUCGAGAAUUCUGCUGUGAUGUGGAAGGGUAUCAGCCAGAAAGUCCAUGGAUACGACGCAAUUGACACUGACGAGUCUGUCACUGUGCGUAGUGAGGUCGCUCGUUUAACGAGACUCUACGAUCGAGCUGUGAAGACGAAUACCAUGAAUGACCCCGAUUUCUAUGGAUCAGGAAUCUCGAUGGAUGGGCAUAACACCGGUGGACUUCGAGGUCGGACCGAAGCGACGCCUGCUGCAGUGCCAAUACCUGCCGCGCCAUUGCCCUCCGCCGCCACGCCUGCUGCGGCACCCGUACCUGCUCCCGAACCUGCUGCCGACCCAGAUGAAAGUCCGGCCACGAAAGCUCCCGCCAAGAAGGAUGAACCUCCAGCAGCCGUCUCUAUCGCAGACACCCCGGCUCCAUCCGACAUCUCCAAGGCAGUGGAAGGCAAGCCUCAGCUGGCGGAAGACUUACUGAAGACCAUCGAGAGUACCCACGGGCCAAGCAGCGGUGCUCCCGCACCCGCGGCGGAUCAAAUGCAACCUGCUCCACCGCCACCGACCACAGCUGCAGUAGAUCCUGAUGAAAGUCCCGCCACUUCGGCGAAAUUGGUGAGGUCGAAAUCGAACAAAGACAAAGAGUCGAAGGCGCAGGAAGCAUUGGCGAGCAACACUCGGAAAGUGACCGAAGAUCUGAGUGGAACUUGA
Messenger RNA from Fulvia fulva, 1215 nucleotides. RefSeq lists its product as uncharacterized. Lineage: Eukaryota; Fungi; Ascomycota; Dothideomycetes; Mycosphaerellales; Mycosphaerellaceae. The coding region runs from base 1 to 1215 and encodes 404 amino acids. The record is from RefSeq and is a predicted model, not a curated record. The transcript has a single exon.